This is a messenger RNA of Ahaetulla prasina, 2001 nucleotides long. RefSeq names its product histidine rich glycoprotein (gene HRG). Gene Ontology annotation, molecular function: heparin binding; cysteine-type endopeptidase inhibitor activity; zinc ion binding. Gene Ontology annotation, biological process: regulation of platelet activation; heme transport; negative regulation of fibrinolysis. Bases 1 to 1593 code for a protein of 530 amino acids. Lineage: Eukaryota; Metazoa; Chordata; Lepidosauria; Squamata; Colubridae. The record is from RefSeq and is a predicted model, not a curated record. The transcript is spliced from 7 exons. Gene Ontology annotation, cellular component: blood microparticle; extracellular region; endolysosome.
AUGAAAUUGCUAGCCUGUGCUCUAUUCAUUGUGGCAUGGACCACAUCCUGCCAUGCCCUGAUAGUCCCUGAAGACUGCAAUGAUGCAAGGAUAGAGAAGGAUGCAGGGGUGGCUCUGAAUCUAAUCAAUAAACAUCGCAAAGAAGGCUAUGUUUUUGCCCUGUUCCGUGUUGCUGAUGCUCAGGUCCAACACCUGGAAAACGCAUCCAUAGCAUACCUAACUUUGGAUGUCUUGGAAACGCAGUGUCCUGUAAUAUCCAGAAAACAUUGGUCAUCCUGUGAACAGCGACCAUUCUUAAGUAUAACGGAUUUGGGACAAUGUAAGGCUGUUGUGUAUAUAAAUGAACUUUCCCAAAGAAAACUGCUGUAUGCAUACAACUGCACUAUCAGUCCAGUUCCACCAAAAUUAUAUGAGUGCAAGCGUUGCCCUGUAAGAAUAACAGUUCUAGAGGACACUGAAAGACACACUGAAGAAGCCAACCAGAUUUUAGAGGAAUACAGGCUGGGGAGCAAUGAGUCAAAUUAUUUCAAGGUGGAGAAAGUCCAAAAGGUUUUCAGCGCAGUGGCCAGUCGUACGGUAUUCAUUGUUGAAUUCACCAUAAAAGAGACAAGAUGCCCUAGAAACACCGACCCAACAAGUGUUUCCCAAUGUGAAUUCCUACCUGACAGAAAAGCUAAUCUGGGAUUUUGCAUAGGAAGAAUAGUUAAAGAGACAGGAGCCCCAGAUGUGGUCGCAGUAGACUCCUGUGCAAUCUAUAAUACUCAGAAUCUCAGCACCUUCCAUCACCACCAUCACCAUGACCAUCCUCACUUCCAUCAUGAUUCAGGAGAAGACCAUCAUCAUUGCAACGUCACUGGGCAUGAAUGCAGACAUCCGCUACAUAAACAUCCUCACCAUCAUCAUCGUCGUCGCCCUCAUCAUCAUCACCAUCAUCAUCGUCAUCACCACCACAAUCAUUCUCACUCUCAUGGACACCUCCUCACAUAUAGAGACCAAAAAAUUCUUAGCCAUUAUCAAGAAGGUCCUGCAGGUCCCAGGGACAACCAUAAGUCUGAACAGACUCAAGAGGAGCGUCCUGGCAUUCCCCCUGCUCCAGGACCUCAGUAUCCUCCUCCUCCUCCUGGGGGUCCCCAUCAUUUUCCUCCUAGUAAAUAUCCACCACCACCUCCUGGACCUCCACCUCCCCAACCUUUUCCUCGUAGGCCUGAUGAUCACCGCCGACGGCCCUGUGGGAGGUUUCCUAAAUUUGACCGUCGCUGCCCCCACCAUCAUCACGAGUCUAAUGACACUGCGUGUAAAAGAGAAGAAAGUGGAUCCUCAGAGGAGCAAGAUUCAUUCAUCGCUCAUCAUUCUUUCCAUCGUAGCAGCGUGGACUUGGUCCAUCACGUUCCGAUUUUGAGUGAACACGAUGUCCUCCAAGCUCCUGGCACCAACUUUUUUGACCAUCCCUUGCCUGACCACGGAAGACAUGGAAAACACAUAAUACAACCUUUCCCGGACGUUUCCUCGGGGGCAAAGUCGUGCCCAGGGAAGCCCAAAUAUGAUCUCUUGCCAGGCUUUUUGUCUUUAUUUCCUACACCAUCAGCGCAUUGAAAGGCUUUUCAUGGGAAAGAAAUAAUAUCUGCAUUUAUAUGCGUUGGUUUUAGUUUAAGUUCCCCAUAAAUUGUAAACACGAGAGAGAAAUGUUCUUAUAUGGAGAGCAUAGUUUGUAUAUAAUCUUAGAGUGAUGCAUGGUCUGGAAAUCGUAUUUCAGAUGUUGCAUAAUUUCAUGUGCAAUGACAACCUCUGCCAUCCUUCAAAACAGCCCAUGGUUGUUGUUGUUUUUCAGUCUUUCCAUAAAAAUCUAGAAGGAAGAUUCUAAUGUUUUACGCAGGAGUAAAAUGCUCCCGGUUCAGACCGGAUUGUCCGAUCUGGUAGCGAUGGUGGCAGGUGGUUUGGAGAACCAGUAGCAAAAAUCCCUGCCCCCCCCCCACACCGUGGCCAGCUGAGCUGCACGAUCAU